AUGGACGUUGAUAUAAAACAAGGGCGUCUCAGGCCAGUCCGCAGAAAUGGAUUGAUUAAUGGAGUCAACCCUUACCAAUCACUUAGUUGGAUAUACACUCUAUAUGAUAUAAUUGUGGCAAAUUUUUUUGCCUUUGAAUUUGAAGAAACAGGAAUGAAGGAACUCCAAUUAAUACUUCUCACAGCAAUAGCUACUUGCAUUAUUUAUUCAUGUCUCAGAGCCACAUUAAUAGAUCCUACUGAUUCUCUAGUAAAGGAAGAAAAAUUAUCAAAACUACAAGGAAAAGAAUUUAAGACUGACAUUAAAUCAUAUUGUUUGGUAUGCUAAGCACAUGUUCAAGAGAAAACGAAACACUGUUGGAGUUGCAAUAAAUGCGUAUCAAAAUUCGAUCAUCAUUGUAUUUGGUUGAAUAAUUGUAUUGGAGAUAAGAAUUAUUCCUACUUCUUUGUCUUAGUAUUGUCAUUAGUUGCACUCAAGAUAUUUAGAAUUGGUUAAGAUAUCAAAUUACUUGUUCUGCAUACCAAUUUUGAGGUGUUUGUGUAUAUUUGUAUAGCAGUAGACCCACCAGUAUUUAUUGUGUUGGCAUACUUAUUAAUUAUGCACUUAUACUUCAAAUGGAAUAAUAUAUCUACGUAUGAAUAUAUCAAAGCCAAAAAAGAAUCUAAGGAUAAGGUGAUGAAAACAUAGAAUGUAUAAAAUAAAUAGAUACAAAAUGAGAGUAGUACUGGUUAUGGAUAAUUAUUAUCAACAUCAAAGCGUUUCGAUUUAAAAUCACAAUUAUCUUUAAAGACUGGAGAUACAAAGAAAUCUAAUCCAAAUUAUUUCUCUAAUAAAUAAGAAGAUGGUAAGAAAAACAAUUAAUAGACUUAGCAAUAAUUUACAUAAAUUCCUAGUUUAUUCACUUCUAAACCUACUACUCCUGGAAAUGAUUAAGAUAAAAAACAAUAGAUUAAAUAAUUGUCAAAACCAAAAGAUUUGGAUGACUUGAAAGACAAAUAGAUAUAUAAUCAAGUGAUAGUUGAAGAUUCAGAACCUUAGUUAAAUGAAAGUUCUGAUGAAGAUGAUAUUGAUAAUGAAAAUCAGAAUCACUGUCCUCAAAAUAGUCAUGUAUUAGGAUUACCUUAUAAUGUCGAAUAAGUAGUUGCCAAAGAAGACUAAAUAAAUGAAAAAGAUAUGGCGAUCAAAUAGGAGAUAGAAAUUGAACUAGAUAAAGAAUCUGAAAAUUAAGAUAAAAUAUCGGAUAAGUAAUCUCUACACGCAUAGGAACCUCCUCUACCAUCAAAAUGGCACGCAUUUUAGUUAGGAUUAUAAGGAGAUCCAAAUAAUGUGACAUCGCCCAAAAAUCAAAAGAUAUAAUGUACUCAAUGA
Paramecium tetraurelia is the source of this 1368-nucleotide messenger RNA. RefSeq lists its product as uncharacterized. Gene Ontology annotation, molecular function: protein-cysteine S-palmitoyltransferase activity. The record is from RefSeq and is a predicted model, not a curated record. Gene Ontology annotation, biological process: peptidyl-L-cysteine S-palmitoylation; protein targeting to membrane. The transcript has 5 exons. Lineage: Eukaryota; Ciliophora; Oligohymenophorea; Peniculida; Parameciidae. Gene Ontology annotation, cellular component: endoplasmic reticulum; Golgi apparatus.